Cornus florida is the source of this 2328-nucleotide messenger RNA. Its product is annotated as CBL-interacting serine/threonine-protein kinase 23-like. The record is from RefSeq and is a predicted model, not a curated record. NCBI's taxonomy places the organism in Eukaryota, Viridiplantae, Streptophyta, Magnoliopsida, Cornales, Cornaceae. Bases 677 to 2047 code for a protein of 456 amino acids. Gene Ontology annotation, biological process: protein phosphorylation; signal transduction. The transcript is spliced from 16 exons. Gene Ontology annotation, molecular function: protein kinase activity; ATP binding.
CGUAGCCACGGACAUGUGAGUGCGUGCAUGUAUUAUUUAUUUAUUAUUUUUUACUCCGUAUUUUUUUAUUUUUUAUUUUUAUUUUUAUAUUUUUAUCAAUAAUCAAAAAGAAAAAUUUCUCUCAGACAUUUAUAGCUGGUGGACAUUGUGAUCUCAUAGGAGUAAGGGGCAAAAGAGAGGCCAAAGACUUACACAAAUCGACCUUAGCUUUGCUCUGAUUCAGUUAAAAUCCAAAGCAUAGACUGCCAAAACUAUAUAUGUGUGUGUAUAUAUAUAUAUGUAUGUACUUCUAAAUCCAUCCAUUUUCAGCUGUGAUUAUCUAUCUAAAAAAUCUGCAAUUAAUGGAUUUCUAUCUGCGAUGGAUCGUAGAUUACACCGCCGCUUUUCUGAAUUAAAAGGGGAAGAUGAAUGUGUCCAAGUCUCAGGUAUGGCAGCCUUGUAAGAAGAAGAGAUCUUGAUUUCAUAUAUCCAAUAUACAUGUAUAUAUAUAGAUAGAGAUGGAAGAGCUUAAUUUUUAGUGAGAGAUAAACAAUGGAUGGUAUAUGUAUCCAACUAAGUGUAAAGUGAGGGCAGUUUUUGAAACAAAUAAUAAAAAAGAUCGAUCUCGAAGCUGGUUAUAUAUAUAUAUAUAUAUAUAUAUAUUGAGAAAGAAAGAAAGAAAGAAAGAAAGAAAGGAAUGGGUUCUCGCUCUAGCGGAAGUAGUAGGACUAGUGUGGGGAAGUACGAGCUGGGACGGACGCUUGGGGAGGGAAGCUUUGGGAAGGUGAAAUUUGCUCGGAACAUGGAGACUGGUGACAACGUGGCUAUCAAAAUUCUCCAUAAAGAGAAAGUUCUCAAGCAUAAGAUCAUCGCCCAGAUUAAACGUGAAAUUUCAACCAUGAAACUAAUCAGACACCCAAAUGUCAUCCGCAUGUACGAGGUUAUGGCUAGCAAGACAAAAGUAUACAUCGUUAUGGAAUUCGUGACUGGUGGUGAACUAUUCGACAAAAUUGCUAAGAAAGGAAGGUUUAGAGAAGAAGAAGCUAGAAAGUACUUUCAACAGCUCAUUAAUGCGGUGGAUUACUGCCACAGCAGAGGAGUUUUCCAUAGAGACCUCAAGCCAGAGAAUCUACUGCUGGACGCAAAUGGAGUUCUUAAAGUUUCAGAUUUUGGAUUGAGCGCGCUACCUCAGCAAGUUAGGGAAGACGGGUUACUGCACACGACAUGUGGAACUCCAAAUUAUGUUGCUCCUGAGGUUAUCAAUGAUAAAGGUUACCAUGGUGCUAAGGCAGAUCUGUGGUCCUGUGGUGUAAUUCUUUUUGUCCUUCUGGCAGGCUUUUUGCCUUUUGAAGAGCCGAACCUUGUGGCAUUAUAUAAAAAGAUAUUCAAGGCUGACUUCACAUUCCCUCAGUGGUUCUCCUCGAGUGUAAAGAAACUAGUCAAAAGAAUCCUGGACCCUAAUCCCUUAACACGCAUUACAAUUGCUGAGGUCAUUGAGAAUGAGUGGUUUAAGAAAGGAUAUAGGCCACCCAGUUUUGAACAGGCAGAUGUUAGUCUCGAUGAUGUGGAUGCUAUUUUUGAUGAAUUAGAGGACUCUCAAAACCUUGUCAUGGAGAAGCGCAAAGAACAGCCUGCAACUCCUGUCACUAUGAAUGCUUUUGAGCUUAUUUCUACAUCUAGGGGUUUGAACCUUGGAUCUCUUUUUGAAAAGCAAAUGGGGCUUGUUAAGCGAGAAACAAGAUUUACAUCUAGAUGCCCUGCUGACGAGAUUAUUUCAAAAAUUGAGGAAGCUGCCACGCCUAUGGGUUUCGACGUAAAGAAAAACAAGUACAAGAUGAAGCUGCAAGGGGAGAAAACUGGGCGCAAGGGUCAUCUAAAUGUUGCAACAGAGAUUUUUGAAGUCGCUCCCUCACUUUACAUGGUUGAGCUUCGCAAGUCUGGAGGGGAUACCUUAGAAUUUCACAAGUUCUACAAGAACCUGUCAACUGGGUUGAAGGAUAUAGUCUGGAAAUCAGAAGAUGAAACAGUAGAGGAAGCAAAUGAAGGUUCUGGUAUUGUGCCAUCUUGAUUAUUACAUGCCUCUUGUAAAAAGGUUUGUGGUAUCUGUGAAAUCUCGCAGACUUUUUUUUUUGGUUAAAGUGAAAUCUCUCUGACUUUCUUUUUUUUUUUUUCGGUUAAAGUGAAAUCUCGCAGACUUGCUAUUUGUAUCUUGAUUGUUUGUAUAGUGUUUUGAACUCCGUAUUUUGAUGUUCCAUUCUUUCGGGUUAGGACUUUGUGAAAGAGGACGAGCAUUUGGCUUGGUUUGUAUCUCUGGUUCAGUAGUGGGAUUAAAAAUAUUUGCUAACUCAA